GUCAGUCAGUCAUCAGUGUUUUUCCUACAUUAUUUUCCUUUGUAUGUUGUUUGUUUUGUUUUGUGUUUUUAAUGGAUUUACUUCCCUUUAAUAGCUAUGAAGAAUACAUUGAUCAUUUUAUUACAAUUAAAGAUGUACGCUAUUUGCGAAAUAUCAAAGUUCAACGCAAGUUAAUCAAAAAUGCCUGCGGUAAGAGUUGUGUCGGCAAUUUAUUGAGUCGCAAGGAAUUUGUGUCGCGCCGUGAAAAGGCCUUGGACAUGCUACAACCGCCUGGUCUAACUGAUUCGCAACUGUUCGGUGACCAUUUGAAUAGCAAUGAUCAGGUGCUGAAACAGUUAGCCAGGCGGGAGAAAAUACUUAUGCAGAAGCGCAUAUCGACUGUUAUUUUCCUUAUAAUGCGCUCAAGUCGAGGCCUCGAAAUCUCAAGUUUUAUUGACUUGGAGCAGAGUUUUCGUGAAGCGCAUUUUCAUAGCUCCCAUCCAAAUUAUAUCGAUUGGCGUGGCAUAUUCGAGGGUAAAGUAAAACUAAUGCCACGUAAACAUGAUCUCAGCCAUUUUGAUUGGCAUAAGAACAGUACCAUCUUUAAUAACAGUGACAAUUUUCUAAUUAUCUCCGAGGGAGCACAUAGUUUACUCCUAAUGCAUUGCGGGGAUCAUAAGAUGAUUUGUGUGAAUGCUGGCUGUGAUUGUCCCUACUCACGGAAUGCCACACGUUCAAUGUUCUAUUCAAAUACCUAUGGCAAUGUGAUAUUCUUUGAUCACAGUAUCAGGCGCAUGAAUUAAUUGAUGAAAAGAAAAUAUAAAAAUAAAUGGCAGCUUUAAUGUA
This is a messenger RNA of Drosophila willistoni, 825 nucleotides long. RefSeq names its product cilia- and flagella-associated protein 299. The transcript has 2 exons. The record is from RefSeq and is a predicted model, not a curated record. The coding region runs from base 72 to 782 and encodes 236 amino acids. Lineage: Eukaryota; Metazoa; Arthropoda; Insecta; Diptera; Drosophilidae.